Messenger RNA from Lactuca virosa, 1133 nucleotides. The record is from the annotation of a GenBank genome assembly. NCBI's taxonomy places the organism in Eukaryota, Viridiplantae, Streptophyta, Magnoliopsida, Asterales, Asteraceae.
UUUCAACGAAGCGUCGACACUCGACAUCAAACCUCAAAACUCUGUUCAGUCUUUCACUUCUGUCUAUUGCAAAACAAAAUGGGAAAGAAGCGAAAGCACACUGAAGUUGAGGCCCCGGCGGCGAAGAAGGAUGAAACGGCGCCGGAGAGACCUAAAAGGACUCUUCUUGGUUGGAAAGACAAGCCGGAAAACACACAAGACUCUACAACCACUACAGGGUUUAGAAACAGAGAGAAAGUUCUUGUAACUUGCUCACGUCGCAUCAAUUACAGGUAUCGGCAUCUGAUGUUGAAUUUGGUAUCAAUUUUGCCUCACUGCAAGAAAGAUAACAAAGUUGAAUCCAAGGCUACCAAAGGAGCAACCCUAAACGAGCUUGUUGAACUUAAGAGCUGUUCUUCUUGUCUCUUCUUUGAGUGCAGAAAACACAAAGAUCUUUACUUGUGGAUGUCCAAAUGCCCUAAUGGUCCAUCUGUAAAGUUUUUAGUGAAUGCAGUUCACACAAUGGAAGAGUUAAAACUCACUGGAAACCAUCUCAAAGGCUCCAGACCUCUUCUCACAUUUUCAUCAAACUUUGAUACAGACCCUCAUUGGAAACUUUUGAAAGAAAUGAUCACACAAAUAUUUGGAACUCCUAAAGAACACAGAAAGUCAAAGCCCUACCAUGACCAUGUCUUUGUGUUCUCAAUUGUUGAUGACCACAUUUGGUUCCGAAAUUACCAGAUAUCAUGUCCUCAUACUGGAGCAGAUAAAAUUAAUCGUGGAGGGUUGGAAAAGAUGACACUAAUUGAGGUUGGACCAAGAUUUUGUUUAAAUCCAAUCAAGAUAUUUGGUGGUAGUUUUGGAGGUCCAACUCUAUAUGAGAAUCCAUUCUAUGUUUCACCAAAUCAGAUACGAUCUUUGGAGAAGAGACAGAAGGCUGGGAAGUAUGCAAUGAAGGUUAAGGCAAAGACAAGGAGAAAAAUGCAUGAGAUGACAAAUCCACUUGAGGCUGAUGAGUUUGCAGACAUGUGGAAGGAAUGAUUAUAUUUAUAUGUAUUUUGAUGUAGAAUUUUUAAUGAUUUAAUGAUUUCAAAGAGUCAAUGUUGAAUUUUGAUAUGAGAGAAAACUUAUGGAUUUUGCUUUUUUGGAUGCAU